UGCUUGGUUAGUGGUGUCUCUGUAGCACACAUGUGAUUGCAGAGUUUGCUGAACAAAUCACAACUGGAUUGAUGCAAAUAAUCAUGAUAUCAUUCUGCCAGGUUUUUGGGAAAGCUUUUCCAUCAACCAGAAGAUGGUUGUCAUUAGCAUCAUCGCUAACAGCUACACAUAGUGGUAGACAAAUGCACUCAGACAGGGGCAUUUCUGGGCUGUUUCCUCUUCAGAAAGUUGAAGGAAAACACAGAUCACUUAGGUGAAUUUAAAAACGACUUGCAGGCAGCAGGUUCAGAAUAACUAUGAGAAAAAAUGAAUACAAAUUAUACCACCACCCAAAAGGGCACUUUAGAGACAGGAAGUACAAAACAGCCCUGGAGAAAAGUAUUAACUGUAAGAAGUAAGACAAAACAUAACACCUGGUUUUUUUUAAUGACCUCUUUUGACAUUGCUUUAUUUUUGUUCCAAUCUGCGUUACCCACUCCAGUCAGUAGAUGGCGAUAUGAGUCUUUCAGGUGAUGCUUCUUGCGUGACGUAUAAUCUAGUGGACGGACAGGAGGCUUCUUCAACAAAAGGCUUCUGAUUCAGCCAACGCGGUGGUUAGCUAGCCAACAUACAACCGAAACAUUGAAGCUCUUUAGACUAAUAUUGUGUAUAUUAAUCUUGGUGUUUAGAACACAGUUCUGUUUACGUAUCUACUAGUUCAUUUAAACGCAAUUUGAUUCUUAAAUUAGCGAAUGUGUUAACUUGAUACUGCGCUAGGCUAAUCUCCCGGAGCAUGAGCUCACUAAACUAGACGGAGAAAGAAGCUCUGGUGAAAGGACAGGAAGAAGCUUGAAGAAUGAAAAAGGAGGAAGAGGAGGCUAUCACAUUGAAAGAAGAGGAUGAUAUUACAGUGAAAGAGGAAGAUGGGAAAGAGGUUGUCAGAGUGGAAAGGGAGGAGGUAGAAGCUUUCGGAAUCAAAAAGGAGGAAUAUGCCAUAACAUUGAAGGAGGAGAAUGUAGUGAAAGAAGAGGAAGAACCUUUCAGAAUCAAAAAGGAGGAAGACGCCGUAACAUUGAAGGAGGAGAAUGUAGUGAAAGAAGAGGAAGAACCUUUUGGAGUAGAAGAGGACGCUAUCUCAAUAAAAGAGGAGGAGGAAGACGUUUUACGAGUGAAAAGGGAGGAGGAGGAGUCAGAAUAUCCGAUUACCACCAGAGAGAGACAUGACUAUUGUGGAUGCUUUGGGGACCCUCAACAACAUCCUGAUGCUGACGAGUCAGAGAAGAGUCUCUCCAGAUCAGAACACCAGAUGGACAACGCUAGCCCUUCCUCCCUCCUGGAGUCCCCGUGUCGUGCCUCUCCCGGUAGCGCCUUACUGCUGGAUAUGAAAAGGUUGUCUGUGCUGCUGGUGGACUGCAGGAAAACAACGGGGCUGAGUGGAACUGUGAGAGGAGGAGAAGAGAAGAAAGGAUCAGAUUUGACACCUCAAAGAGAAAGACCAGACUCCGAGGAACCAGUGCCAGAGACGUCCAAACCAGCAAGACGACACCACUGCUCCCACUGUGGAAAGGGUUUUAAACAGUUACGGGACCUGAAACAACAUGAGAGAAUACAUACAGGAGAAAAGCCGUACCACUGCGCCCAGUGUGGAAAGAAUUUUAACCACAAAGGAUACCUGAAACAACAUGAGAGAAUACACACAGGGGAGAAACCGUACCACUGCUCCCAGUGUGGAAAGAGCUAUAACCAGAGAGGAUACCUGAAAAAACAUGAGAAAAUACACACAGGGAGGAGUUUUAACCAGAAAGCACACCUGAUCCAACAUGAGAGAAUACACACAGUGGAGAAGCCAUACCACUGCUCACAGUGUGCAAAGAGUUUUACAAGGUUAGGGGGCCUGAAAAUACAUGAGACAAUACAUACAGGAGAAAAGCCGUACCACUGCUCCCAGUGUGGAAAGGGUUGUAACCACUUAAGUGGACUGAAAAGACAUGAGAGAAUACACACAGGUGAGAAGCCGUACCACUGCUCCCAGUGUGGAAAAGGUUUUACCCAGUUAUGUAACCUGAAAACACACAAGAGAAUACACACAGGGGAGAAGCCUUACCACUGCUCCCAGUGUGAAAAGAGUUUUAAGGAGUUAGGUAACCUGAGAAGACAUGAGGUAAACCACACAGGAGGUAAGGAUGUAGGCCUCUGAACAGUAGGACAUAGGACAGAUGUAGGCCUCUGAACAGUAGGACAUAGGACAGAUGUAGGCCUCUGAACAGUGGGACAUAGGACAGGAGAAUGCUCAAUACAUGGUGGGACAGUAGUCCCCAAUAGAUUUUGGGACAGUAGUCCUUCUUUCGUUCAUAAUGCGUUUGAGCCAAUCGGUUGUGAUGUGACAAGGUAGGGGGUUAUACAGAAGAUAGCCCUAUUUGGUAAAAGAUUGAGUCAACAUUAGGGCAAGAACAGCUCAAUUAAGCGAAGAGAAACGACAGUCCAUCAUUACUUUAAGACAUGAAGUCAAUCAAUCCGUUUCUUCAAGCGCUAUGUUGAAACUGGCUCUCAUGAGGACCGCCACAAGAAAGGAAGACCCAGAGUUACUUCUGCUGCAGAGGAUAAGUUCAUUAAAGUUACCAGCCUCAGAAAUUGCAGCCCAAAUAAAUCCUUCACA
This is a messenger RNA of Salmo salar (Atlantic salmon), 2635 nucleotides long. The record is from RefSeq and is a predicted model, not a curated record. NCBI's taxonomy places the organism in Eukaryota, Metazoa, Chordata, Actinopteri, Salmoniformes, Salmonidae.